AUGAGCAUGGUCGAAGUUAUUGCUCCUGUAAACAUAGCUCUUUUGAAAUACUGGGGAAAGUCGGAUUACCUAAAUAUUGAACCGAUAACUGACUCUCUUAGUCUCACAUUGAACAGCAAGCAGUUAUACAGUCUAACACAGAUAUCUCUCUCUCCUGGUGUGGAACAGACAUUUACACUUAAUGAGAAGCAUCAAAAUUUAACUAAUCGAAUGAAAGAUGUCAUUAUUGCCUCGCAAUUGCGCGCAAUGCAGAAGGGAAGUUUUCGCAGAUUCCAGAAACUCCAUAUAAGAAGCACAAAUAACUUUCCUACUGCCGCUGGGCUGGCAUCUUCUGCCUCUGGGUUGGCUUCAUUAGCUUUUGGACUAUCUACUCUAUAUCAUCUGGAGGAAGAUAUAGCUGCUCUAGCGAGAAGAGGUUCGGGCUCUGCGUGUAGAAGCAUGUACGGUGGCGUCGUGCACUGGAAGCGAUCUGCAACUGAUGAUAAGCACUCCUCUUCAUCUGUAGAGCAACUCUUUCCUCACACCCACUGGCCUGAACUUCGAGUUCUUAUCUGUGUGACCUCCUCGCAUCGAAAACCGGUAUCUUCGAGCGAAGCUAUGCGUCGCACUGUGGCAACCAGCCCACUCUUCCAGGAGGCGCGUGCCACGGUGGUGGACCAGCGUUUGCCCCGUUUUAUCGAUGCCUUCGGGCGACGGGACUUUGCCGCCCUCGCCGAGUUGACCAUGCGCGAGAGCAACGAAUUGCACGCCUUCUGUCUGGACUCCUGGCCACCCGCCAUUUACCUUAACUCCACCAGUUUCGCUAUCAUGGACUUUGUUCAUGCGCUCAACCAACAUAUGCGUCGAUGUGUAGUAGCCUACACCUUCGAUGCGGGCCCGAAUGCCUUCCUUCUUACACUGGCAGAUGACGCACCUCUGGUGCUAUCCCUCCUUGCUGAAUGCUUCGGCCAAGUCGAAGUGGGGAACGGAGAAGGUUUAAGAUGUUAUGGAGAUGAUUUGGAUAUCAAGAGAGCGCGUUUUGAGACCCAAGCACGUCGUCUUGAGGUCAGAGGCAUUCAAUACUCCUUGGAAGUCGAUUUAGACAAUCACAGGGAAGUUCUGCGGUCAUUGCCACGAUGUGCUGGAUCUAUUCAGUAUAUCCUUAGUACGGAGGCAAGUUGGCAUUGUUGCUAUUACUGGUGUACAAAGAUUGACACGAUUCCUGUUAAAGAAAAGUCUUCAGAAAGAUGA
This is a messenger RNA of Echinococcus granulosus, 1230 nucleotides long. RefSeq names its product Diphosphomevalonate decarboxylase. Lineage: Eukaryota; Metazoa; Platyhelminthes; Cestoda; Cyclophyllidea; Taeniidae. The record is from RefSeq and is a predicted model, not a curated record. Gene Ontology annotation, biological process: isopentenyl diphosphate biosynthetic process, mevalonate pathway. Gene Ontology annotation, cellular component: cytosol. The transcript is spliced from 10 exons. Gene Ontology annotation, molecular function: diphosphomevalonate decarboxylase activity; ATP binding. Bases 1 to 1230 code for a protein of 409 amino acids.